This is a messenger RNA of Vigna unguiculata (cowpea), 1167 nucleotides long. Its product is annotated as receptor-like protein kinase THESEUS 1 pseudogene. The record is from RefSeq and is a predicted model, not a curated record. Lineage: Eukaryota; Viridiplantae; Streptophyta; Magnoliopsida; Fabales; Fabaceae.
AUGGCAUUACCUUCCCUCACAAACCAUACUUCUACCAACAUAAUUCUAUAUGGUUAUUUGGUUGAGUGUGUUCUUGGUGCCUCUGUUUUGUUGUUGUUAUUUGGUUCACUUUGUUAUUGCUUGUUAGUAGCUCGCAGGUCCAAGGGAAAAACUUCUGCAAGUGAAUUGUCACCAACUAGUUCUUCUUGCAGAGUGUUUACAUUCCAAGAGGUUCAACACGCAACCAGCAAUUUUGAAGAGUGUUUUCUCCUUGGAAGUGGUGGGUUUGGGAAAGUGUACAAGGGAAAACUUGAAAACGGGGCAGAAGUAGCAGUCAAAAGAGCAAACCCUGAAUCAAAACAAGGCUUGACCGAGUUCCAAAACGAGAUUCGUUUGUUAUCCAAACUUCAACACCCUCAUAUCGUGUCUCUUAUAGGCUACUGCCACGAAGGGGAUGAAAUGGUUAUCGUGUAUGAGUACAUGGGCAAUGGCUCUUUGAGCAAAUGGCUCUACGAACCAAACGAGACACCACUCUCUUGGAAGCAGCGACUUGAAAUUUGCAUUGGAGCUGCCAGAGGGCUUCACCAUCUUCACACUGCCACUGUUGAAGGCAUAAUUCAUAGGGAUGUGAAAAGUUCCAACAUUCUCUUGGAUGGGAACUUUGUUGCCAAAGUAGCAGACUUUGGCAUCUCAGAAAAAGGGCCUUCUUCUCUUGAUGAGAGCCAUGUUGUGAUUAGUGUGAAGGGCACUUUUGGUUACAUAGAUCCUGAGUACUUCAGAAGUAGCCUUCUGACUGAAAAAUCAGAUGUGUAUUCAUUUGGGGUGGUUCUGAUAGAAGUUAUCUCUGGUAGGCCUGCUUUGGACCAUAGUCUUCCAACAGAGAAAAUCAGUUUAGCAUCAUGGGCAUUGGAUUCUGAACUAAAUGGUGAGUUACAUCAUGAGAUGAUUGACCCAAAUCUAGUUGGAAAAGUGAGUGUUUCUUCUCUUGAAAAGGUGUGGGGAGUGGCUAAAAGGUGCUUAGCCGAGAAUGGGAUCAAGAGACCACCAAUGGGUUUUGUCCUUUGUUGUUUAGAAGAUGCUCUCCAUCUUCAACUCAGCAACGUAAAAAAUGAGAAAACUUCGUUUUUAGAUUACGAUUUGCAACAUAAUGCCGAGUGGUCUUUGAACCAGAUCACUGUUUCAGUAUAA